AAUACGCCACGCUACUGUACAUAUCAUAACUUGAACUUUAUGUAGCCGUUGUUUAAGCGAUUACAGUAACACACAGGCGUAAAUAACACAUCAUAGUCCACGUUAUUAUUUUUUUUCCCAACACAUAAAACACCUAUGUUAUAUAAGCGCGCGGCAGAGAGGCUCAUUGGCUCGCGGAGAGCUGUGGGAAAGUCUGCUGUGAGGAGGCAUGUGUCCUUGGGAAGCAGAGACUUACACCUUCUCUUUUGGUGUGGACGUUAUACAUUUUUGUCACGAUUCAUUUCCUGUCACCCGAGGGGGCUCGCGGGCAACUACAGUGCGCGCGCACAGUUUGAACCCCUUUUAACUUUCUCCCUCGGGAUUACGCACAGGGACUUUCUUCCACGGAGAUGUCAGGCUGAGAUGUCAAGUGUCUCCAAGACAGGAGGAGGAAGCGUUUUACCGUUGUGGAGUUUUGUUCCGUGGGUGACACUUUACAUUUACUCGGAUACUCUCUUUUUUUUUUUUUUUAAACAUGAGCGAGCAGGUAGGGCUUCAGUGCCUUGCGCGAGGACACCUAACCGGGGCGCGCAGCUGUUGAUGGACUCCUGCUGGGAUCAAACCUGCAACCUUUUAGUCUCGGCACAGCCAAAACAACAACUCUGCCACCCUGCUUCCUGCCGAUAAAACAACCUGUAUCACACCCACAGUAUGGAUUACUGCACAUUUAACAACUUUUCUCCUAAUAUGGAUUUAAUUUGGUGCGAACUGUGAUACCUGCACGCUUCUUAUAAAGACUUUCACCUUGACGUGCGUUCCCACCACAUAUCCUGCGGCUUAGUGUUGUUUCUGGCACGUUUUUAUGAAGAUAUCAGAGCCCUCUGUACACUUAAAAGAGUUGUAGCCCUAAAUCUCGUCGGCUCUCAUGGGACUGAGGCAUUCGUCGCGUUGUUUGCUGCUACGGCGGAAGAUGGCGGAGGCGGACAGCUCGGAGCGGCAACAGCCUGUCACGUCCCCCCUCUCUCAGUCUGCCCAGCCCUCCCCACUGCCUAAACCAGUGCCUACUGCCCACCAUGUGCCCUGCGUCCCCCACACGCCUCAUGUAGCAGCCCUGGCCACCUGUCCUGGUCGAGGCAAGAUUGCCAAGUUCAUCAGCCCGGAGGAUAUGACGUCACGGGACUACUACUUCGACUCUUAUGCCCACUUUGGCAUCCACGAGGAGAUGCUGAAGGAUGAGGUGCGGACGCUCACUUACCGGAACGCCAUGUACCACAACAAGCACGUGUUCAAAGAUAAAAUCGUCCUGGAUGUCGGUAGCGGCACGGGGAUCCUCUGCAUGUUUGCAGCCAAUGCCGGCGCCAAACAUGUGUAUGGGAUCGAAUGUUCGAGCAUAUCCGAAUACUCCGAGAAGAUUAUCAAGUCCAAUCACCUACACAACGUCAUUACCAUCUUCAAGGGCAAAGUGGAGGAGGUGGAGCUGCCUGUGGAGAAGGUGGACAUUAUCAUCUCAGAGUGGAUGGGCUAUUGCCUCUUCUACGAGUCCAUGCUCAACACCGUCAUCUUCGCCAGGGACAAGUGGCUGAAACCCGGAGGCCUGAUGUUCCCUGACAGAGCGGCUCUCUAUGUGGUAGCCAUCGAAGACAGGCAGUACAAGGACUUCAAGAUUCACUGGUGGGAAAACGUGUACGGGUUCGACAUGAGCUGCAUUCGCAAUGUGGCCAUCAAAGAGCCUCUAGUGGAUGUGGUAGAUCCGAAGCAGGUGGUGACGAACGCCUGCCUCCUAAAGGAAGUGGACAUCUACACCGUGAAGCCGGAGGACCUGUCCUUCACCUCAGCCUUCUGCCUGCAGAUCCAGCGCAACGAUUACGUCCAUGCCCUGGUCACCUAUUUCAACAUCGAGUUCACUAAGUGUCACAAGAAGACUGGUUUCUCCACUGCUCCAGAUGCUGCCAGCACACACUGGAAGCAGACAGUGUUUUAUUUAGAGGACUACUUGACUGUCAAGAAGGGAGAGGAGAUCUUUGGCAGCAUCACUGUCAGGCCCAAUGAGAAGAAUGUGCGUGACCUGGAGUUCACCCUGGAGCUAGACUUUAAAGGACAACUAUGUGAGGCCGCCAUUUCCCACGACUAUAAAAUGCGUUAAGAACAACAACCAACCAACAAACUAUCCUCAGCCCCUCUCGACACUCGCGGGAAA
This is a messenger RNA of Epinephelus fuscoguttatus (brown-marbled grouper), 2176 nucleotides long. Its product is annotated as protein arginine N-methyltransferase 8-B. The transcript has 10 exons. Gene Ontology annotation, molecular function: protein-arginine N-methyltransferase activity. The record is from RefSeq and is a predicted model, not a curated record. Gene Ontology annotation, cellular component: plasma membrane. Lineage: Eukaryota; Metazoa; Chordata; Actinopteri; Perciformes; Serranidae. The coding region runs from base 905 to 2122 and encodes 405 amino acids. Gene Ontology annotation, biological process: peptidyl-arginine methylation.